Styela clava is the source of this 2373-nucleotide messenger RNA. RefSeq names its product arylsulfatase K-like. Gene Ontology annotation, molecular function: arylsulfatase activity; glucuronate-2-sulfatase activity. Lineage: Eukaryota; Metazoa; Chordata; Ascidiacea; Stolidobranchia; Styelidae. The record is from RefSeq and is a predicted model, not a curated record.
CGACCGUAUUUCGCCAUCCAUCCCUAUUUUGCCAUCCCCAAUAUGACUUUUAUGCUACCAACCCUCCUCGGCUCCAUCAAAAUGUCACGGCUCCAUGGCUCCAAGCUCCAGCUCCAGCUCCGACUCCCCAGCCCUGCUAAAAACAAACCAGAGGCAUCUACCAUGACCCUGAAGAGUGCAUGAAUGAUUCCAUAAAUACUGUAAUUACUGAUAUCUGGAUGAUAUAGGCUGGCUACAGACAUUUGUCAAUCAUGCUGUUAGAUGUUCUAUAUUACUGUAUGCCUGCAUUCCGCAUUCUAGAUUUAUUACUGAGCCUUGUUUUUGUUGUUGCGUCUUUAUUUUCCCCCUAUUUGAUAUGAAAAAAUUGUGCUUUCAUGUCAUCAAAAUAGUUAGGUCUUCAGGAUGCAUAUAGUUAAAAAGCUAGUUUUCUUUAUUUUAAUUAUUUCAAUCAAUCAUCAUGAACGAGCAGCCGGGGCUCAGUUUGAAACAAAAAAUGGACAUAGUAACAUUGUGGUGAUUGUAUGUGACUCUAUGGAUGGCAGAUUAGUCACUGGUGGACGGUAUGAAGGUGUUGUCAAAUUGCCUAAUAUUAGAGCACUCUCAAAAAGCGGUGUCACAUAUCUCAAUGCUUACUCAAACAACCCUAUAUGUGCCCCAUCACGUUCUGCACUUUGGAGUGGGCUACAUACCCAUAUUACUGAUUCUUGGAAUAAUUAUAAAGCAUUACCUGAUGACUUCAACAUGACAUGGGCUGAUGUAUUAUCAAGACAAGCUGGAUAUGACGUUAAAAUACUUGGUAAGACAGAUUUCAAAUCUGGUGCACACACUGUAAGCAACCGAGUUGAAGCUUGGACACGAAACGUGAAAUUUGCUUUGAGGCAAGAAGCAAGACCAACUGUGGAAUUGACAGGGAAUAAAUCAACAAUAAAAGUCAAUGUCAAGGAUUGGAAAAAUGUGGAAAAUGCCGUGGAAUUUUUACAAAAUAAAAGUUUAGAAGGCAGCCAUAACACGUUUCUAUUAUAUGUAGGAUUGAAUAUGCCCCAUCCUUAUAGUACUGAAUCAAGUGGGGAAAACCCAGGGGCCUCUACUUUUAAAACUUCGCCCUACUGGCUUGACAAAGUAUCGACUGGGGAUAUCCAUAUUCCACAAUGGUUACCUCUGAACCAAAUGCAUCCAGUUGAUAUUUACUCUACAAUUGUUAAAAAUUGCUCAUCUCAGUUUUCACAACAAGAACUUAUUGACAUCAAAUCCUAUUUUUAUGCAAUGUGUGCUGAAACUGAUGCGAUGGUUGGAGAGAUAUUUGAUGCUAUAAAUAAAUAUGGAUUUACAGAAUCAACUUAUGUAGUCUUUACGUCUGAUCAUGGAGAGCUAGCUAUGGAACAUAGACAAUUCUACAAAAUGUCUAUGUAUGAAGGCAGCUCUCAUGUACCUUUGGUAAUAGCUUUUCCAAAAAAUACUGAGAGAAAAAAUACAAAGAAUGAAUACAAGGUUCAAUUUAUUAACACACCAGUUUCUCUUGUUGAUAUUUAUCCAACAUUUAUGGAUAUAGCUAAUUUACACAAACCCAUUUAUCUCAAUGGUUCUUCAUUACUUCCAGAAAUGAUACACGAGCAUCCUGAUUGGAUUUUGAGUCAAUAUCAUGGAUGUAAUGUGAAUGCAUCUUCAUAUAUGCUUAGAAAAGGACCAUGGAAAUAUAUUGCUUAUGAUUAUGGCCCAGAAUACAUUGAUUCCAUGUUAUUCAAUCUUGAGGAUGAUCCAGAUGAAUUGAAUGAUCUUGGAAAGACUGAUCAUGAGCUACUUAAACAAUUUGAUGAGUUUUUGCGGAAGCAGAUUGAUUACAAUGCGGUCACCAACAGAGUGAAAUUGUAUAAUAAGCGAAGUUUUUCUAACUGGCGGAAGUCCCUUGGAAGUAAAUAUGCAGAUACUAUAUCAAAUUUAAGAUGGUGGAUGGAUUGGAAAAAAGAUCCAGAACAGAAUCAGGCUGCUAUUGAUAAAUGGUUGUUUGAACUAUAGUGUGCCUCAUUGAAUAUUUUUUAAUGAUUAUCACAAUUUCAAGUUAUUCUGGUAUCUCGCCCAACUAACAUCAUACCAUGUAUUCUAAUAUGUUUAAAUAAAGGCUCAAAGGCAAAUUCGUCAAAUAUAGUGCCAUAAAUCAAAGCAUAUUAUGUAUUAAAUAGUGUUUUAUACGAUGUAGCCUACUGCUUUGAAUUUUGGUGAUGCUAUUAGGUUUUUCGAUGUUAUAUAAAACAGGGGUGUCAAACUUGCGGCCCGCGGGCCGCAUGUGGCCCCAGAGAGCUUCCAAUGCGGCCCUCGAACGCUUAACAAUAAUUGUAGUAUUUUGUACGUUUUUUUUAUUAUCUAAAUGUAAUACAU